Fusarium redolens is the source of this 1128-nucleotide messenger RNA. RefSeq lists its product as uncharacterized. The record is from RefSeq and is a predicted model, not a curated record. Gene Ontology annotation, molecular function: zinc ion binding; DNA-binding transcription activator activity, RNA polymerase II-specific. Lineage: Eukaryota; Fungi; Ascomycota; Sordariomycetes; Hypocreales; Nectriaceae. The transcript has 2 exons. Gene Ontology annotation, biological process: regulation of transcription by RNA polymerase II. Bases 1 to 1128 code for a protein of 375 amino acids.
AUGAUUAGAAGGCGGAAAGGUCACAGAAAGUCCCGAGAGGGCUGUGUUCAAUGCAAGGAGAAACACGCCAAGUGCAAUGAGGUCCAUCCACGAUGCCUCCAAUGCGAGCGGGCCAAUGUCGUGUGCAGCUUCUCGUCUCCUAAUCUGACUAAGCCACCACUGAACGAAGACAGCAUAGCUGAUCUGGAGUUGCUGGAGCACUGGCACCGAUAUCCUGUGACAGGCGAUAUGACAGAGCCUACAAGGCAGCUGCAAUAUAACCUUGUUCGCUUAGGCUUCUCUCACCACUACUUACUGAAUAGUAUCCUGGGCCUCACCGCCCUUCAACUCUACAGUGAAGAUCGUUCUCAAUCUAAGUGGUACGUCAGAGCUGUUGCACACCAACAAGCUGCAAUCACUCGAGCUAGGCCGCAUUUCGAAUCCUUGAGUCAGGCGCACGAACAAGCUCUGUUGGGGUUUUCCGCCUUCACAUCAAUGUAUGCCGUAGCGGAACCAAUCUAUCGCCCUAGUAGCGUCCGCUCCGAAUCGUCAUUCGACCCAGUUGAGGAGCUGUUAAAGGCGCUUCGCUUUAGCAGGUCUACGUUGAUGUUUGUACAGCAGAGCUUUCCCCCAGUCGUCGUCUCAGGAUCAUGGCUUCUCACUAAGUUUGUUGCCAAUUACCAAGACACUCUGAAUGAUCUCGAAACAAGAUAUCCACAGCUUGCGUUUCUGCAGCGAUGCAUAGUUCGUCAGUUUGAAGGAGAUCAAAGGAAAGCAUGUCUCCAUGCCGCGGAAGCACUGUUCCGCCGUAUUUCAACGCUUUCGGAUAACCUCGACGACCCUGAGCCUGGUAAGAUAGUUUGGGGCUGGGGACUUGAGGUAAGCCAGACCUUUCUGGAUCUGUGCUCAGCUCGACAUCCUCUAGCACUUGUUAUUCUGGGUCACUUUACUGUUUUGAUGAGCUAUAAUCAGGAGCAUUGGUGUCUGAGCUCCUGGCCAAGCGGUUUGCUGAGCUACAUUAAUGGGGUUCUUGGAGAUGAGUGGGAAGAUGCUAUGAAAUGGCCGGGAAGUCUUGUCUUUUGGGGAAAUCUUGCCAUCAAUAAGCUUACUGCAUCUACUCAGACCAGCGGAAGAUAUUACGAGGUCUAA